ACCAUAUCCAAUCACCGUAUCCGUAUGGCAAUGACCGUAGACGGCAUUGCAACAUACCAUUGACCGCAUCGCGCCACGUGCAGCGCGAAACUUCCUUCCUCCAUCCCCCUCGCACCCACGCGAACCCCAUUUUCCGACCAUCCCCAUCCCUGUCUCGUGGAAAACUGUAGGGCAGGAUGCUUCGUUUCCUCAGUUGACGUCGCGCUCUCGCGACGAACGGACGUGUCGAUGUGUGGCGAUUUUGUCCUGCAUUUUACGAUACGUAAACUAGAUUUGCAUAUGGUGUGCUUAUAACUUUACUAACUUUGCCGGCGCGGUGUGAUCAACUUUAGAUCCGAUCUCGUCCGAUGGACCGCAGUGUAUUUUGUAUGAAACGGUUCGUUUAGUGCUAAAGUGAAUUUUAGUGGUUGACGGUAGUGAUUACAUUUAGAUUUGUGUAGUGACAUAGUGAAGUGUUGUGAAUAGUGACAUUGUUUUAUGGAAUGGAGAGCUAAAGAGCCAUGGAGAGACGGGAAGAAGUACAUAGGCAUGGGUGCAGUAUAGCCAAGCAGACGAUUCUGACCACGCACCCAAGCGGGCUGCAGACAAGAGUGUCAGUGGAACUGGCAAACUUCGAUGCUUUAUGCAUGCACUCUGAAUGCAAAAGCCCGGCGAAAAGACCAAUGUGGGAAGGCAGUCCUUUCCUAUCCAGGCGAGUGUUAGGGGGGGUUUCGGCUCACGGGACCCCGGUGCUUGGUCGGAGGAGUGAUGCCGUGAACGAGGGGAGGCUGUCGCAGCAAUGUACCCCGGUUAUGAGGAGACGGGAGGUGGACAGUCCGGGAGGCUCACCGCUGCCGGUGAGGAGGGGAGAGGAGGUGGAAAGUGAUGUGGAUAAUAGUGUCAUCAGUGGCUGGCUGAAGUUUCGGGACAACAAGCGGUGGAAAUCAAGAUGGGGCGUUGUGACGAAACUCUCACCAGCUGCAGACUGUCUCCACCUGCAACUAUACCGCGACCCAAAAGAUCGCUUUAAGAAAGGUCAAACAAAGGCUUCGCUGUCGCUGCAGCAGUUCCUGGGCUUCGAGUCAGGCUUCACUCUCGACAAGGAGUCUAACACCAUCGCCAUCAUUUGUCAGGACGUCAUCGUGGUGCUGGCCUUUGAGACCAGGGAGAGACUUAUUGCUUGGCAGGUGAAAGUGGGCGGUCAGCUGGGCUCCUCCAAAGAAUGGCUCGUGAUGAUUGGAGGAGGAUCCCGCAAGCUGCCAGCAGGUCCUGCGAGGUUGCAUCUUCAGGGCAGACGGUUUGCCCUGGCUAGUGGGGUCCCUCCACGUCUGCUGGGCCUCUGGGAACUGGCGCAUUUGAGACGCUACGGAGUGGUAGAGGGGCGGUUCUGCUUCGAAGGCGGUUCUCAUUGUGGCAAGGGUGAAGGCCUGCACGUCCUCAUCACGGACCAAGCUCAGGACAUCACCGACGGCUUUGAUGCUGCAGCCCAUGGGAACCCAAGAGGACCAGCGUCUAGGAAAAGUGGCGGUAAGAAAAUAUUUUCUUCUAAAAGCUAGGUAGUAGUAAAACGAGAUGCUCCCAUAACAACAUUAACGACUAAAUUUAUUUUCUUAGGCGCUGACAGGAAUCGUCCCGACACCCGACUGUCAGAUAUAAACGCAGACCAAUCAAUACCAGACACGGGUCUGUAUGAAGAAAAUUUCUUCGGAGAGGAUUGCGGGGGAGUCUCUCCCUUUUGGCCAUCGGACGAAAGGCGAGGAUUCGAUGACCAUGACUGCAAAGGAUAUGAAGAAAAUACAAGGCCUCCGUGGAGCGGGGCUGAUCAUGUUACCUUAGAAAGAUGCAGCAAUUGUGUGACUAAGCUGGGCACAAUGACUCGAUCUUCAACUGUUGCACUUACACCUGGCACACAAUUCAAUCCGGCUUGGACGAUGGAGGCAGUACCAGAAAGCAGCUCUGACAACUCUUCAAAUAGUACAGAAUAUUUGACACCACGAGCAAUGAGAAAGAGCUUAGAAGCAAGUCAGAACAAAGAGUGGGCUCCACAAAGGCCACCUAAGCCUGCGAGGCUGGAAGAAAUAAAAGCACCAGCUCCUUUACCAGUCACUGCGUGCUCCUGUGCGAGUGACAGAACUACAAUGGCCAUUGUUAAUAAUCCAAAAAUUGGACCUUAUGAAAACUAUGACUUUCCUAAAGCUACUCAUAUUGAGGUGGAACCUACGAAUGAGUAUUACGAUACACCAAAAAGGAUAAAGAAAGCUCUUGCUGAAGAUCUUUUUCAAGUGACCAAGAAUUCUGCGCCCGGAAAUUUAGUACUAAAGAAAAAUUGCGGAUGCAUUUUGAAAUUCGGAUCCAAAAAGAAACCGGUUAUAGUUGAAUGUGAUGAAAACAUCCAGCCUGUUGAAUGUCCCUGUCAAAAAGUAACCAACUGGGCAAAUAACUUAAUAAAUCUUCCUUAUUGUAAAAGAAGUGAGAAUUAUGAUAAAGUUAAUACAGAAAUUCUCACCAGCCAGAAAUCAGAGGAAAUGGCCCUUUACGCUACUGUGGAUGUAUCACGUAAAACGAAUAGACAAAGUUCAAUAGCCGAAAAAGACAGCGUGCAUGAUUGUAAUGAAACACCAUUAAUGAACUAUGAAAACUUAGGGCCAAAAGGAGAAGAAUUUGAAGACCCGUACGCCAACUAUGAAAAUCUUGAAUUCGCUUUGUCAUUAGAAUAUUACGAAAAUGCUAAAGAUUUGUUGAAGAAAGCUGGUGUUACUCAAAAGGAAUUAGACGCGUUAAGUGCUAAUGUUGAUUUUGCAGAAGUCGCGCUUCCACCUAAACCAAAACAUUGUGCUAAAUGUGGUCACUCAGCAAAACACCAGACUAUGAAAAAGAAUAAAAGCGACGAAUAUUUACUUAUGGAACCUCCCAAAGAUAUCAAACGAGACUUAUGUCGAACAACAGGGCCAAACCCAGGUUACACUCCAAUGUCACCAAAUCCUAAUUGGUCUCAAAGCCUAAGGCAUCCACUGCAAAAACUUAACCGAGUUGAAAUUGAAAAAUCUUUGAGUAUACCAACGCUCAACGGUGGUGCGAUUAGGGCACAGAGUUUUGAUACAACAUUGAGUAAUAACAAUAAGGAAGCAAUACAAAAACGAUCCAGCUCAGUAGACUCAGCGAGACUACUAGAAGACCUGAAGGAAUUCGAUAGUAGUAUCGGCAGUCACGCAACAUCUUCUUCUUUAGAAACUUUAAGGAACUUAGCAAUUGAAAAUAGAAGAACAUCAUCUCCUUGCGACAACGAGAGAGACUGCUGUGAUCAUGACUGUUGCAAGUUAUCUGAUUCUGAAAACAAAACAUCAGAGGGCAGUUCUAAAGACGCGCCUCAUUUGAGGAACAAACACAUGGACAAUGCCCAAAUUAAAAGAUCUUCAAGCGUUCCGUGCAAGUCCGGAGGUAACAGGGACUCAUCGAGUUCAAAUGAUUCAGGAGUCUCAAGUUGCUCGAUGAAACAUGGCCCUGAAUUCAAUGAAUUUGAGACGCCACUGACUUCAGGGCAUUCUAGAUAUCAGUACAUGGCGCAGAGGAGAAUGAGAGGGAAUGCUACAGGUUGCAUACAUUCCUCUUUGCCCAGAAAGUCAAAGUCAUCAGAUCCGCUAAGAGACAGAACAAUGCAGAUAUAUAAAGCUAAUGUGCCGGCUAAAUCUUCUUCGGCAGAAGCAGAAGUGCCGGUGCUUCCUCCAAAACAAUUUAAAGGAGUUAUGGACACACAUAGCACAUCAAGUGGAACGUCUGACAUGUCAGAUUAUAUCGAAACACUUUCACUUACGUCGUCGCAUUCAUCUUCAGAUAACCCUAACUUGAGGUUGGCUCGGCAGCCUACAACAACGCUUCGACCUCGUUCCGGCAAGGAAUACCACAACCUGGACCCCAUCAUCACCUCCAUGUACAAGAGCGGCAAGGAACUAUCCAACUACACUAACUUACCCUAGACGGUGAAAGAAGCAAAAUAAACCAAGAGUUAUAAAGUAAAUCAGUUUUGUAAACUGACGCCCAUUUUCGUUGAGUUUCGUUUUCGUGGAAUUGUUACCAAGGUUUAAUACAUUAAAUGGAAUGAUCUUUUGACAGACGAA
Molecule: messenger RNA, 4094 nt
Organism: Cydia amplana
Lineage: Eukaryota; Metazoa; Arthropoda; Insecta; Lepidoptera; Tortricidae
Exons: 10
Biological process (GO): positive regulation of protein tyrosine kinase activity; neuromuscular junction development
Molecular function (GO): protein kinase binding
Source: RefSeq, a predicted model, not a curated record